Clarias gariepinus (North African catfish) is the source of this 2960-nucleotide messenger RNA. RefSeq names its product solute carrier family 49 member 3 (gene slc49a3). Gene Ontology annotation, cellular component: membrane. Gene Ontology annotation, molecular function: transmembrane transporter activity. Lineage: Eukaryota; Metazoa; Chordata; Actinopteri; Siluriformes; Clariidae. Gene Ontology annotation, biological process: transmembrane transport. The coding region runs from base 184 to 1599 and encodes 471 amino acids. The record is from RefSeq and is a predicted model, not a curated record. The transcript is spliced from 10 exons.
UCUACAGCUGGCAGUGGGGUGAGCAACAUACUGUAUACUGAACCUACUGAGUCUACUCUUAUGAGUUACUAAAUAUGAGUUGGCAGGUUUAGUUGAAGACUUUGAACGACUCUUGCGCUUGAAGUGUUCAACCCACUGCCUGGCUGUGAUUGAGUCUCAGCGCUUCCCACUUACAGCUGCUCCAUGGAGGAUGGAGAAAUUGACACCGACUCCUCGGAAGUUAAAUGUAACUCCACACAGAGAAGGAGUAGGAGAGCGCCGGAGUUCCGAGUGUACGGGAGGAGAUGGUUCAUACUGCUGGUGCUCUGCGUGCUCAACUGCUCUAACUCAGUGCUGUGGCUAACAUUCGCCCCAGUAGCGGAUCAGACAGCACAGCAUCUGCAUGUGACUCUGGACCAGGUCAACUGGCUCUCUGUGGUCUACAUGGUGGUGGCCAUCCCUCUGAGCUUCAUCACCACAUGGAUGCUGGAUACACUGGGACUACGGCCCACCCUGAUUUUGGGCUCGUGGCUCAACAUGGCCGGCGGUGUUGUCAGGGUUGUGGGAGUGCUCAGCUCUCUGCCGGAGAAUACCAUGUUUCCCGUGGUGAUGGCAGGGCAGACUCUGUGCUCUCUGGCCCAGCCUCUGGUAAUCUUCUCCCCUACCAAACUGUCAGCACUGUGGUUCCCUGAGCACCAACGCGCUACAGCUAACAUGAUCGCUUCAAUGUCAAAUCCCCUUGGACUGCUUUUCGUUAAUAUCUUCUCCCCAAUCAUCAUUAGUAGGAGCAACAGCUUUUUCAUGCUGCUCCUUAUAUAUGCUAUACCUGCCAUCGUCGUCUGUUUCCUAGCAACAGUGGGCAUCCGGGAGAGCGUUCCCCCAACGCCACCUUCUGCCAGUGCAGACACCUCUAGCUCCGAGCCUUUCUUUCAAGGGAUUAAACUGCUGUUGAAAAAUAAAGCCUAUAUGAUCCUGCUGGUGUGUUUUGGCUCAGGUGUCGGCAUCUUCACCUGUUUCGCCACACUUCUCGAGCAGAUUCUCUGUGUCAAAGGUUACCCAAAUGACUUUGCAGGGUUGUGUGCCGUUCUCUUUAUCAUCUUCGGGGUGCUUGGAGCUGCUUUCCUUGGCAUUUUUGUGGACAAAACAAAGAUGUUCACAGAAUCCAUAAAAAUCAGCAUGUGCCUUACGUCUCUGUUGUGCACCGCAUUUGCAGUGGUUUCUCAGUUGGGGGAGCAGAAAGUCAUAAUUGGAGCAGUUUGUGCUCUCUUCGGCUUAUUCGGAUUCGCCACCUAUCCAGUUGCCAUGGAGCUGUCAGUCGAGUGCUCUUACCCAGUUGGUGAGGCGACAUCAGCAGGGCUUGUGUUUAUUUCAGGGCAGGUCCAGUCCAUUGUGUACACCAUACUCUUACAAGCCCUGACGACGAAACUGAUAGACUCACCUUUGUCUGUGUGCGCUGCAGGCGAUGAUGCCAGCCUCAGCUGGAUGGUGCCUGUGCUGGUGAUGGCUGGAUUGUGCUGCUUAGCUUCAUGCUCCUUCGUCAUCUUCUUCCACACGCAGUACCGGAGAAUCAACACAGAGGCAGCCGAAAACCAAGUGAUUAACAACAGCACAGAUGCAUGAUGGGAUACAGCCUCUACGGAAAGCAUCCAGCAGCCUAUACAUUUCCUGGCCAAAAAAAAAAAAAAACAUUGCACACUCUAAGAUUUCGUUCAACCGUUUUUAGCUUUGAUUAAGGGCAUGCAAUGUGGUGGCCACUUCAUGUGUAAAAAUGAUUCCUCAUGUUCCCAGAACCACUCUUUCACAAUUUGAGUCGUGAAAUUUAUUUGCGCGAUCAGGAAAAUAAAAUGCACUAAUCUGAUACCUUGGUCACUCAGUACAUUGAUAUCAUGCUGACUGAAUUUUUUAUGCCACAAUAACUGAUCUGAAUCACCCCAGAUUAUAACACUACCUCCAAAGGCUUGUACAGUGGCCACUAUGCAUCAAGGGUGCUUCACUUCAUGCACUUCCCUUCUUACACUGAUCAUCACUCUGGAAUAGGGUCAACCUGCACUCAUCAAACCAUGUCGUGACCUUUUUCCAAUUGUCCCAAAGUCCAAUCUUUAUGCUCCAUAACAAACUGAAGCCUUCUUUUCUGACUAGUUCCACUGAAAAGUUUCUGUGUACUCUAUUAUCUCAACAUGUCAUUUAAAAAUGCAAAUGAGGAUAUGCACUGUAGAAGUGUGUGUGUGUGUGUGUGUGUGUGUGUGUGUGUGUGUGUGUGUGUGUAUGUGUAUAUGCACUGUGUUACUUUCUAACUUGUCUGAAACAUGAUGACAUUUUUAAAAUGUAGUCAUUCAGUUAUGAUUGCUCAUUUUACAUACUCAGGUACAAACUAAAGCCCUAACAAAAGGUACGUUUUCUUUUCAAUAAUGCAUAUUUUAUAAAGUAUUUUAUAUAAUAUGAAUGAAAUUUGGCAGUGUAUACACAUGUAUGAGAGCAGGGUUCUUUAAUGAAUGUGUAUGUAUAUAGUACACAAACAAAUAUACAUAUAUACAUACAUAUUUACAUACAGUACAUAUUAUAUUAACAGUACAUAUUUUCUUUUUAAAUAUGGUACUUUAAUAAAUACAUAUUUUAAGUAUGUGUAUAUAAAUGCAUACGCACUGUAGAAGUGUGUUACUUUGUAACUUUUUAACUUGUCUAAAGAUUCAAGAGCUCAAGGUUUUUAUUUCAGUGCCACCAUAUGUGCAGACAUACAGUGGAAUCGAAAUACUGUUUCUCUUCCCUCUCAUUAAGUGUUUACAUUGUCAAUGCAAUAUAGAAAGUUUGUAUAAAAAUAUCAGCCGAUUUUUGUAUGAUGACUGAUUUUUGUAUGAAGGUACCUGCAGUGUACUUGUAAUAAAUAGACAGAAAUAAACCAAGUGAACAUAUCUUGUAACCAUCUAAAUUUAUAUACAUCUGAGUAAAUGUAAACAGUGAGUUUUAUUAAUAUGCAAAUAUAU